AUGCAUGGUAUGAUUAAUAAUGUAAAACUUGUAUUAGAUCGCCAAGACGAAAUAGAAAACCAAUCAGAUUAUUCUACAACAAGUGACGAAACAAUAGCAUUUAAUAGUACAAAUUCAUAUCGAAAUGAUCAAUUUAAGGAUCAUAAAAAAACCAGCAAACAUCGAAGUCAACAACAAAAAUCCGUUGAUUCAACAGCAGCUGUUAAAACACACACAUCAAAGGCUGCAAUGACAAAUCAUCUUUCUCAAUCGCAAACAACAAAAACAAUAAAUUCACAUUCUAAAUUAGAUGAAUCUUAUCGUCCACCGGUACCAGCACGUCGAACUCGUUCACCUAUUCUUGAUCGAACACCACCUACAAAUUCUGAUAAUGAAGAUAAUGUUGGUAAUCAUACUAAUCGCUUAAUGAGUCCAAAAUCAUCAUUAAUAGUUGAUCAAUCUGAUUCUGAUCGUAAUAUAUCGCAUAGAAUGCAUCAUACAACGAAUGGUACAUUGAAAAUUAAUUCCACUGAUCAUAAUCCACCAUCAACUCGACUAGAAAAUCGUAGCUCACCAAUGCCUAUCUCUCCUGAACGACCAAUUAAAACUACAGAACAAAAAAAUGAAGAUGAUGCAAUGUCCUUUUUCGAUUAG
Rotaria socialis is the source of this 633-nucleotide messenger RNA. Lineage: Eukaryota; Metazoa; Rotifera; Eurotatoria; Philodinida; Philodinidae. The record is from the annotation of a GenBank genome assembly.